Messenger RNA from Cucurbita pepo subsp. pepo (vegetable marrow), 522 nucleotides. RefSeq names its product actin-depolymerizing factor 5-like. Lineage: Eukaryota; Viridiplantae; Streptophyta; Magnoliopsida; Cucurbitales; Cucurbitaceae. The record is from RefSeq and is a predicted model, not a curated record. Gene Ontology annotation, biological process: actin filament depolymerization. Gene Ontology annotation, molecular function: actin binding. Gene Ontology annotation, cellular component: actin cytoskeleton.
AAGCCCCAACUCGGUUCACUCUCACUCGCGGUAGUCAAUUUUCAGAGUUCCGAGAGUGUUCACAGACCAGUUCCCGACGAGACCUAACAAUGGCGAUGGCUUUCAAGAUGGCAACCACUGGAAUGUGGGUGAGCGAUGAGUGCAAGAACUCGUUUAUGGAGAUGAAAUGGAAGAAGGUGCAUAGGUAUAUUGUGUUUAAGAUCGAUGAAGGAUCGAGGUUAGUCACCGUUGACAAGGUCGGUGGUUCGGCCGAAAGCUACGAUGAUCUAACUGCAUCAUUGCCGAAUGACGACUGUCGAUACGCAGUGUUCGAUUUCGACUUCGUCACCGUUGAUAAUUGCCGGAAGAGCAAGAUCUUCUUCAUCGCGUGGUCGCCCACCGCAUCAAGAAUUAGAGCAAAAAUUCUAUACGCAACUUCGAAAGCCGGGCUGAGGAGAGUGCUGGAAGGCAUUCAUUACGAGCUUCAAGCAACCGAUCCAACUGAAAUGGGGAUGGAUGUGAUCAAGGACAGAGCCAAAUAGA